Molecule: messenger RNA, 3054 nt
Organism: Microthlaspi erraticum
Lineage: Eukaryota; Viridiplantae; Streptophyta; Magnoliopsida; Brassicales; Brassicaceae
Source: the annotation of a GenBank genome assembly
AUGGCAAUUGUGACGGGAGAUCGGUAUGUUGAGAAGCUACAGAAAUUUCUAGAAGAUGAAGCCGAGUCGCUUCUCGAAGAAACAAUGAUUCUCAAGCUGAAUCCAGCUGGUCUUCACUAUAUUCAUCUCCGCCUUGAGUCUCUCCGCGAGCUCGAGCGCAUGGUCACUGGUGCUCCUGUCGACUACCUUCGCGCUUACGUUUCCGAUCUCGGAGAUUACCGAGCACUCGAGCAGCUCCGUCGUAUCCUCCGAAUCCUCACUUCACUUAAAGUCGUUUCUACGCUCCCCUGGCCGGCUCGUGAUCCGACGCCGUUAUCUCUUAUUCCCUUCGGUAGGCUUAAGGUUUUGGAGCUUCGCGGGUGUGAUUUGUCUACUUCUCCGGCUAAGGGCUUGCUUGAGCUCCGCCACACCUUGGAGAAGCUCAUCUGCCAUAAUUCCACUGAUGCGUUGCGGCAUGUGUUUGCGAGUAGGAUUGCGGAGAUAACGAAUUCGCAAGAGUGGAAAAAGUUGGCGGUCAUAUCAUGUUCUUGUAACCGUCUUGUGCUCAUGGAUGAGUCCUUGCAGCUUCUGCCAGCUGCUGAGUCGCUUGAUCUGAGUAGAAACAAGUUUGCAAAGGUGGAUAAUCUUAGGAGAUGCACCAAAUUGAAGCACCUUGACCUGGGUUUCAAUCAUCUUAGAACAGUCUCUCACUUGAGUCAGGUAUCCUGUAAUCUUGUAAAACUUGUUUUGAGGAAUAAUGCUCUUACUACGUUGCGUGGGAUCGAGAACUUGAAGUCACUCGAAGGCCUUGAUGUUUCCUACAAUAUUAUCUCCAACUUUUCAGAACUGGAGCUCCUUUGGAGUCUUUCACUACUGAAAGAAUUAUGGCUUGAAGGAAAUCCAGUGUGUUGUGCUCGGUGGUACAGGGCACAUGUCUUCAGCUACAUUGCUCUUCCAGAUGAUCUGAAGCUAGAUGGGAAACAUAUAGGAACUAGAGAAUUUUGGAAAAGGAAAAUCAUAGUAGCCCAUAGGCAAAGUGAGCCUGCUAGCUACGGAUUCUACUAUCCAGUUAGAGAGGAAGGUAAUGAAGAAGGAAUCUGCACUAGAAAAAAGAAAAGAAUCUGCCGGCUUGCUUCUAUUGAUAGCAAGGAAGAGAGCACCUACGUGAAUUCUGACCAAGAGUCAGCUUCAUGUGAUCACGAGAACAAAGAGAAUUUGAAGUGUGAUCAAGAGGCCCAUAUAUUUGAUCUUAUAAGGAAAGUCGAAAACCUGAAGAAAGAACGUUCUGUUUUGUGGUUGCGAGAGUUCAAGGAGUGGAUGGCCCAUUCAUCAGAGGAUCUUGCAGAUAUCAGCAAAGAUAGCUUGGGUAUUGAUAUGGAAAAGAAGUACUAUACAAAGACUAAAGAAAUCUCAAGGCAGCAUGGUGGAAAACCAAGAUAUGCGUCCAGGUCUUCACGAGCUUCAAGAGAUAAGAGCCAUAAGAAAAGUUUACAGUGCAAUGGUUCAGAUGUGGAUCAUAAAACCGUUACGGAUGAUAUGAAGUAUGUUGAAGGUAAUGAGACACACAAGAUAACUGAUGACAUCUCUUCGUUAGGCCUUCGAAGCACAGAUCAAAAUCAGAAGUAUCAAGAAUUCUUAGGCGAUGAGAGAGAAACUGUGUCAGUUGAUCCAUACUACCUGUUUCCUACAGAACAUGCCACGGAGAAGUUAGCUGAAAACGGAUUGUCAACAUUGGAUAUAAGCCAGGAUUUGACUUUGACGGGAUCAUUUUCGUCAUCAACAUAUCCUGGGUCACCCCCUCAUUAUCAGAAAGAUGUCUUAUAUCGACGUCAUAACUUGGUGGAAGAAAUCUUACAACUGUCUGCAGAUUCUUAUUCAGUGGCAUCAUCUGAUAGCACAAGCAGCUGCAGUGAGGAUAUUAACUAUGACUCUGAGUCUGAGUAUUCGAAUCAUGACAACGGUCGCUUGACAGAUCUUCUUAAUGUGAAUAGACUAGGGGAGGAGAUUCCAGAACGUGAACCAAAAGUAACAAGCUCUCUUGAUUCUCAACGGGAAAAUGGUAGCAUGAUAGAAACUCUGAGGACUGAUGAAUCGAUGAAGGAGAAUACUGAAGUGCAUAAUGGUGAACUUGAUUCUGCUGUUAAUCAGAUUUACCAUUUGGUUGAGACGAGGAAAACCAAAAGGAAACCUAUAAAAAGAUUUGUUUCCUUUCAGAAAGAGGAAAGUUGUAUUACUAAUGGAGAGACAUCUCUCGGGAGUGAUGCAGAUAAUUUUGGUGAAGAUUGGUGUAUGUCUGAUCAAUUGCACGAAAGUUCCCUGUCAACGGUUUGUAGUAGUAGUAAAUGUAAAACUAGGGAAGCAGUGUUGCUGCUGAGUAGCCUAGACAAGUUGUACGUGCUACUCUUGGGUGUUUCUGCUCAAGGGAGUACCUUAACUGUACAGUGUUCCCAUAAAAUCAAAGAUUUACAAGACGUUUCAGUUGGUCUAGGACUUCAAUUUGUGAGGCUACGCUUUUGUGAGGACGCAGAAUACAUUUUCGUAACGAGGUGCAUUGAGAAAACGAUUGAACUACUUAACAUCAUUCAAGUUGUUGAUUCUCAGGCCAUAGGAUUUAAAUGUUCUCUGGGAAGUUUGGAGAAGGUUCAGGUGGACUUGUUUGAGAAAGAAAUUUGUGGAGGGCUGAAGCAUAGUAUAUUCCAGUACAACGUUAUCCAUUUUGAUAGCAGCAAUCUUGGAGAAGUGUCGUGGCCUUUGCGGUCGCUAUUUGUGUCUGGUGGGCGUCUCUUCAUAUGCAAUGAGGACUUCACACAACUUAGUUCUCGAACAUCACAUACUUCCUCUGCUCCAUAUUUCUUACUUGACUCGUGCUGCUCUGUUUCCGACGUAUCCGAGAUGAUUGUUGAAUCGCAAGGAAGUGUUGUGUCAUUAAAGAUCAAAGAGAACAGAAGAGUGGAUUCAGUUACAUGGAAGCUCAAGUGGUGCAGCACUAAGAAUGCUCUCAAGUUUGUGGCUUUGCUCAAAGCUCUUCACCCCGAUUCGUCACAAUGGCCGUUGGUUGUUAGAUACAGGAGAUAA